AAAAAAACAAAAAAAAACAAAAAAACAAAAUAAAAAAAACUCAUUAUAAUAAUAAUACCAAACACAAUAACUCUAAUCACUACAAUAACAAGCAUAUCUAUAUAUCUAUCCUAACUAUUCGUUAACAUUAGUCUUUUAUGUCAUCCAUAAUCACUAUUAUUAUUAAUUAAUAUAUUCAAAAUAACUAACAUAAUCAAUAUACUACUCGGUUAACGAAUUAACAACAUCUCCAUAUCUAGUCUUAUAUCCUCAUUAUUUUUAUUACUCCAUAUAUUUACUUGCUCAUUUAUCCCCAUUUCCAAACCUGCUUUUCUUAUCCUUCUCUCAUUAUUGUUCUUCAAGCUUAUUCACACUAUUGUAUUAAUACUCACAAUACUCACAAUACUCACAAUACUCACAACACUAAUAAUAAUAGCUAAUUUUCUAAUAUCUUACCCCUUAAGUGCCCAUUCAUCAAUGUCUCAAGAUCAAGCACCUUUGCAGUUUCAUCCAUCUGAAAUCAACCCAGCCUCCCUCAACAAUACCAUAAUCGAUUCCAAUCCCACAAACGAUAUUAACUCCAAUAACCCUAAUAAUUAUAAUUACAAUAACCCAAAUGAUCCAAAUGAUCCAAAUAACAUAAACUACUCAACAGACCCAAAUGGUCAAAAUAACUUGAAUAUAUCCCCACCACGAGUAUAUUCAACAUUCAAUCCCAACUCAAUAUCGAACUCACAAGAACUUCAUCCCAUAGGCUCAGACUCUUUUAUUUUCAAUUCAUACACACAAAGCUCGUGUUCUGAUUCUGAUGAAGACGACGAUGAAGACGAUGAAGAUGAAGAUGAUUACGACGACGAGGACGAUAUCGAUAUAAACAACGAAAAUGACGAUGUUGUCAGUAGACAUCUUCAAGAAAUUGACGACAUUGCUGAACAAGUAGCCAACUCAAUCUCUUCAACUGCUGCUUCUUUAAAACUUCGAACUGAUCCAAACUUAUUAUCCCAAGAAUCUAUUGUUUCUGAACUAGAUUCCCCAAGAAAUAUUCCCAAUCCAAACCAAAACCAAAACCCAAAUUCAAACCAAAACCCAAACCAACAACAACAACAUUAUCCAGUUCAGCUUCAGACUAAUAGAGAUAUCGACAACCUUUUAAGACAAAAUGAAUUAUUAGUAUUUAAAAUAAAUCAAUUGGAAAAAAUAAGAGACGACCAAUUUAUUAAAAUCUCAAAUUUUAAAAAAAAAUUAUGGGACAUUCUAGAUUUAUCAACAAAAAACUAUUUUGUAACCAACUCUGACGUUUAUUCAAUUCACAAUAAUGUUGAUCACAAUAAUAUUGAUCAAAAUAAUAUUGAUCAAAAUAAUGAAAUUCUUUCGAUAAAUUCAAAAAAUAUUAAUCAAUUACCCAACAGUAAUGAUAAUAACAAUAAUAAUGAUAAUGACAACAACGAAAUUAACAACAUUAACAACAAUAAUAAUGACAUUGAUAAUACCAGACAAACAAUGAACACUGAGGUUAGCAAAUAUUUUGAUGCGAAAGACGAAUAUAUACCCAGUAGUCAAACCAACGAUUUAUCUCAAAUUAAUGAUAUCCCUUAUGUAUCGAAUGAAGACGAUGAUAAUCAAGAAAACCAAAAUGACGGACAAAGAGAUCUCAACAACCUCAAUGCAGAAUUUAAAACCAACUCUGAUAUCACUAUGAAUGAAACCAAUGAAGAAAUUAAUCGAAAUAACAAUGAACCUCUAAAAGAAAUUGAAAAUGAUGUCCAUAAUAAUAACCGGACUUUUAACAAUGAACAUGCAAAAAAGCCUCCAUCUCAUCCUCCACCUCCUCUUUUAUUUGAUCAUUUAAAUGCUGAUGGAAAGCCUUUUAAACUUAAUAAAUAUAUUCAUACACCAAUGAAACAAUCGAGUAAUGUUGACUUUUCCUAUUGUCUGGCUGGAGAAUACGUAUCCAAUACCUCUGAAACUACUGAUGAUGAAUCAGACAAUGCAGAAAUUGGUCGUAAUAAAAAUAUUAAUAAUAUUGAUAAUAAAAAUGAUAUUAAUAACAUUAUUGGUACUGAUAAUGACGACAUUGAUAAACUAUUUGCAAAAAUUACUGAAGCAAUUAAUUUAAAUAAUAGUAAGCUAUCCUCAGUCUUGAAAGAUAACUAUACCUUUGCUGAGAAAAAUAGAUACUUGGAUGCCAAAAUCGUCCAAGUAUUUAGCGAAAAGGACAAGUUAUCUACGAAAUUAAUUGACAUUAAUACAGAUUUAAUGGAUUUGAAAAAUUCAAAUUCAGAUUUGAUUUCAAGUAACAUAUCUUUGAAAAAUGAAGUGGCUCAUUAUAAGAGAAAACUUGGUAGAUUAAAUGAUUCCAAUAAUGUUUUAUUAAACAAAAAUAGUAAAAUUGCCGAAAAAAAUAAAAGUUUAAUUGAAGAAAACUUGGAAUUGAUGAAAGAAAAUUCAAAAUUAACAAAUCAAUUAAAUAAAUUCUCUAAUGAACUAACACUUAGCCAAAAUGAAAAGGAAAAUAUUGAAAAGAACUCAAGUCAAUCAAUAGAAAUGUAUUCCAAAAAAAUAAAAUCGGUGUCAGAAAGAUACAAUAACUUAAAAUUGAGAUAUAAAGAUUUAAAUAAUGAGAUUUUGAGUUUAAGAGAGGAAAAGGACAAUAUGAAUGAAAUCCAUAAAAAGGUACUUAAAAAAUAUUAUAGAGUUACUGAAAAACUUACAACUGCCAGAGAAACCAUCGAUGAUCUUCAAAAUUUAAAAAAUGUUAACGAUUUCUUUAAGGAUAAAUAUAACGAAUCAAAUGUUGCCAUUUUUCGAUUAGAAGAUGAAAUUAAAAGGUUGAGAAUGAAGUUGGAUUUGGUAAAAAGUGGCAGCGAUGAUAAUGAAUCAUUUUCUCAUUUUCAAAAUGACAGAUAUUCUGAAUAUAGAGCGUAUCAUCCAAGCAUGAUGAACAAUCCUCUUGAAUCUCGUUCAUCAUUAUAUAACUAGCAAUGCAUUUUUUUUUAAUUUUUAGUUCAUUUGAAUUCAUUUCAGCUCAUUUCAGCGCAUUCCAACUCAUUUCAGUUCAUU
Ascoidea rubescens DSM 1968 is the source of this 3039-nucleotide messenger RNA. RefSeq lists its product as uncharacterized. The transcript has a single exon. Lineage: Eukaryota; Fungi; Ascomycota; Saccharomycetes; Ascoideales; Ascoideaceae. The record is from RefSeq and is a predicted model, not a curated record. The coding region runs from base 457 to 2958 and encodes 833 amino acids.